AUGUACGGAGGCAGAGGGAGAGGGCUCCGGCCCCCUCGGCGUCAUGUCUUCGGUGCCGGCGGUGUCCAGUCCGCCGGUUCUAUCCUCAAGCGCCGGGACACGGAUCUCCGAGGAGCAGGGCAGAACCGAAGUCCCGCGGCCCCUCCCCCGGGUGCUCAUGCCUUCUCUUCUUGUUUCAGGUCGGAAGCCGCCGCGGGAUCCAGAGCCGUCCUGUCCCCUCCUCUUCCACUCCCCGUUGUAGCCAAUAAAGGCCCAGGCCGCCCGUACCGCCUAGGCUUCUGCGGGGAGUUCGGGCGAUCUUGCCGGCAUUCCCGGAUGGCCGCGCUGCGACGAGCCCUCCACGUGGCCGCCUUGGCUGCGGGGACGCGCCGCGCCCUAGCGGGCUCCCUGGCCGGUAGCUGCCUGGCGGACCGCGGCCUCUGGGAUAAGCUCCACGCCCAGCCCCGGCCGGGCGGAGUCCCCACCUUCGACUGGUUCUUUGGGUACGAGGACACUCAGGGCCUCCUCCUGCCGCUGCUGAGGGGAGCCCAGGCCGCCUGCCCGUGGCGGGUGCUGGACGUGGGCUGCGGGACCUCCAGCCUGAGCGUGGGUCUCUAUGCCAAGUGCCCACACCCGGUGGACGUGCUGGGGGUGGACUUCUCUCCCGUGGCCGUGGCCCACAUGAACAACAUCCUGGAAGGUGGCCAAGGCCAGACACCCCUGUUCCCUGGGCACCCUGCCUCCCGCCUCCGCUUCAUGCAGGCUGAUGCCCGGAACCUGGAGCCACUGGCUUCGGGCUCCUUCCAGCUGGUGCUGGAUAAGGGCACCUGGGAUGCUGUUGCCAGAGGUGGUCUGCCCGGGGCUUACCAGCUGCUGUCCGAAUGCCUGAGGGUCCUAAGCCCGCAGGGGACCCUGAUUCAGUUCUCAGACGAGGACCCUGACGUGCGGCUUCCCUGCCUGGAGCAAGGGUCCCCAGGGUGGAGUGUGACAGUGCAGGAGCUAGGCGUUCAAGGGCAUCACCUACUUUGCUUACUUGGUUCAAGGCUCUCAUUAAAGACAUGGUCUUGA
This is a messenger RNA of Pipistrellus nathusii (Nathusius's pipistrelle), 1047 nucleotides long. The record is from the annotation of a GenBank genome assembly. Lineage: Eukaryota; Metazoa; Chordata; Mammalia; Chiroptera; Vespertilionidae.